Messenger RNA from Ricinus communis (castor bean), 794 nucleotides. RefSeq names its product probable calcium-binding protein CML23. The transcript has a single exon. Lineage: Eukaryota; Viridiplantae; Streptophyta; Magnoliopsida; Malpighiales; Euphorbiaceae. The record is from RefSeq and is a predicted model, not a curated record. The coding region runs from base 61 to 549 and encodes 162 amino acids. Gene Ontology annotation, molecular function: calcium ion binding.
CAGAACAUAACAACCAAAACGCUAAUUCAGUUUCCGUUUCACUCUCUUCUCUGUAAAAAUAUGGCAAAACCAAACGCUAAUAAUAGUCUAGUCGGUUCAAUGGAAGAAAUAAGAAGAAUAUUCAACAAAUUUGACAAAAACGGCGACGGAAGGAUCUCAAGUAACGAAGUAAUACAAAGUCUAGGAGAACUCGGAACCAAACUAUCGAACGACGACGUACAGUGCAUGAUGCAAGAGUUCGACAAAGACGGAGACGGCUACAUUGAUCUCGACGAGUUCGUUGACUUCAUUCAACGCGGCGGAUUGGACGGUGGCGGUGGCGAUGCGCCUUCCGGCGGGAAUAAAGAACUGAAGGAUGCGUUUGAUAUGUAUGAUAUUGAUAAAAACGGACUGAUUUCAGCGAGUGAACUGCACGCGGUGAUGAAGAUAUUGGGGCUGAAAUGUAAAUUGAGCGAUUGUACGAAAAUGAUUCGUCAGGUUGAUCAAGACGGUGAUGGUAACGUUAAUUUCGAGGAGUUUAAGAAGAUGAUGAGUAACGGGUUAGUGUGAGAAUUACUUAAAUCUGUAAAUAUAAUUCGGAUGCUUUUCAAUUUCAAUGUCGUUUAUCGUUAUCGUUUCUGCCGUUUUAAUUGACGUAAAAAGCAGCAGAAAGAGUAGUAGAAUUAUUAUUAGGAGUAGGAAUUUAAAUAUUUCCGUAGCCAUUGAUAAUAUGCGAUGGAACUUAGGGUUAAUUAAUUAUAAUUAACUUAUCUGCAAAAUUGUAGCUAUAAUAUUAAUUGGGUAAGAUUUGAUUA